Molecule: messenger RNA, 2373 nt
Organism: Aspergillus glaucus CBS 516.65
Lineage: Eukaryota; Fungi; Ascomycota; Eurotiomycetes; Eurotiales; Aspergillaceae
Exons: 2
Coding region: 238-2334 (698 amino acids)
Biological process (GO): regulation of DNA-templated transcription; DNA-templated transcription
Molecular function (GO): zinc ion binding; DNA-binding transcription factor activity, RNA polymerase II-specific; DNA binding
Source: RefSeq, a predicted model, not a curated record
AGCAGUAAUCCACAAGCUAUUGGUUCCAGAUAAGCCCCGAUAGGCACAACAGCAGUGGGGAGUGUUAAUCAUUCUCAAUAAACAUAGACCUGAUUAGCGCAAGAGCCACAUCCGAAUCCAAGGCCCUGGGAAAUGCAGAUCGUGACAUAAAUGGAAGUGGAGUCAUCUGUGGCCUUGCCCAUAUAUCAACGUGUUGCCGGGCGUAGAUCCUGUGUAGAGAGUCAAUAAGCACAGAAAAUGGACGUGAACUGGGAUAAUUUACUCCCUCAGAAAGCUUCGGUGCCGGCUUUCAUCUGUCCAGCACCCAAUUGCGGCAGGUCCUUUUUACGAAAGGGCCAUCUGAACCGGCAUCGUCGCAGUCACCGGCCAUAUCGUCCUCACAAAUGUUUCAUAUGCUCUCGGAGUUUUGCCAGAAGUGACAUCCUCAACCGACACGUCCUCCUUCACAACGUCCCUCCCGAAGGCCCUAAACGAACCCUGCUUGCCUGCCAAACCUGUCGACGGCGAAAGAUAAAAUGCGAUUCCAACGAGCCUUGUUCGACCUGCUGCAACCUGGGCAUUCAGUGCGUCCGACAGCCGUCGAGCGUGCAGGCGGCCAAUUUGACGGCAAUAGAGUAUGACACCAACGACGACACCGAGAUAUACUGUGAUGACGAAGAGAAGGGAACGUCAAGUUUAAAUGUUUCCCACGACGAGCUAGCCAUGCGUCAAAGCAAUGGUAAGGAUCUUUUGCCGUUUCUGGUAGACAAUGAUACAGGUUGGAUGGCCGAGGCUUCUGCACUAUUUCUAGAGAGCACAAUUAGUGAGGCCUCUAUGCCUAGUUUCGGCAAUCUCAAAUCGCCGGGAUCAGUGCCGACCUUGACUUGGUCCCCUCAGUUUGACUAUCAAUUGGAGCAUACGUCGUCUGCCGCAGUUUCUCAAACCUCGUCGGAUACACCUACACAGUCCAGUCUUGAUGAUUUCCACAGAAUGUGGCCCCAUAUACACCAAUUUACGAUACAACACACACCACCAUCCGGUCUACUAGGUCAGGCCUUGCAAUCUGUUGCUCACAAUACCACGAAUAUCCUUGACACUGUAACCCUGGAUGAAAUCGCAGGUCGGCUUUUGUUAUCGCAUCCUACCAGGAAACAAUCUUCAUCUGUUUCCCUUUAUGAUCUCCAGGCCCUGUCUGUAGUACUCAUCACAACUGUUAGCCAGGAGAUGACACCGGCUGUGGCCACUUGGGCUGCUCAGUGGAUUGAGAUUGCUGUCAGCGCUAUGCGCCGCCUGGGGAUAUUAACCGAAGGCUCUUGGAAGCCGCCGAACAGCUCAUCGCGGGCAGAUGACGAAGCCUGGGUUCGAGGAGAAGAGAGUAAAAGACUCGUCUACACCAUGCUUCGCAUCGACACCUAUCUCAGUAUCAUCACCGGCCGGCCCCCAUGCCUUCGAGUCCAAGAAUUGGAGCUUCCGCUACCCGUUACAGAGGAUCUCUGGAGAGCACCGACAAUCGAAGCCAGGCGACAACUGUACUGGUUUGAGCCCGCUGGGCGGACUUGGACCACACUGAGCGCCAUCGUGCGAGAUGGCCUCAUCCAGUCUCGAAAUCCAAUUGCUGACACGGUCGGUAUGCCUCCUUUGUUACCCGCAGAUAGUCAUUUGGUCCUCUGUGCCCUCCAAGGAGAAAUUUGGGCGACGGCACAAGAGACGUAUAGCCUCAACCAUGGAACGUUAGAUUUCAGACCAUCCUGGCAUGCACCCGAGUCUGUGCAUUUCUGGCAUAACUACCUUGUAGACUGGAAGACAAUCCAUAAUAGACCUGAACCAUCCUCAGCGCAGAUCGACGACCCCGCAUGGAAUGGCCUCAACACAAUACAAUUCCAUCUGUGCCAGUUGACGCUCCAUGCUCCCUUGUCGCUACUCGAGUCGCAACAAUGUUGCACACGCUGUCGUGCUGCGGAUAUCACAGCCAUGCUGCACGAUUGGGCAUCGUCGUUGGAGGCUCGACGCGCGGUAUAUCAUGCAGCCCAGCUGCAGCGUUUUUUUGACAGUCAGGCUGGGUUUGUCAAUUCCUUGCAGUCCCCAGCACUUCUCGCCAGUUCUGUGGUCUUAUGUAACUAUGCUGCGGAAAGGAAUCCCCUUCCUAAUGGGGAUCCUAUCGAGCUGUGCCAGGAGGAAGUCAGCGGUUCGUCAGCUAUUGAAAAAUGGGUUCAAUAUGGAGGGCCCUCCAUGGUUUUUGGGCGAAUGCUUUGUCCAACGAACUUACCAGGACUGUUCGCAUGGUGUCAAGAGCAGUUAGUGAUGUUUCCGCAGAGCCUGGCAAGGUUGGAGGCGUUCAUGGCGAUGCUAUCAUAGUUUUCGAGGUAGUGAAUCAGAAUAAUGCUGGGCGAGUCC